AUGGACGGUGCCGAUGUGUGGCGCGUGGCCGCCUCCGACGCUCCCUCUCGCGACAACAAAAUAUUCAACACGAUAAUGCUCCGCUUCCGACCGAUCGCGCCCAAACCGGUCGCCGGAGCCUCCUCCGCCGCCCUAGGCGCCGACGAGGCAGGGCGGAGCAGCCACGUUUCGGUCCUCGGGAAGAGACCGAAGAGGAAGUACGUUAGGAUUCGGAGAAACAGUGGAUACGUGCGAAGAAAUGGUAAGAGUAACGGAAAUGAUAACGAUAACGAUAAAUCUUCGGCGGAAGGUGAAGGUGACGUGGCGGUUGUUACGUUGCAGUUGAUGCCGGAGAAGGAGGCGCCGGAGGAGGACUCUCUCGCCGGAGAUUCGUGGUGUAAGAACGUCGAUCUUGACCUAACCGUGGAGAAGAUUCAGAUCGUGGAGAAGGCGAAUCCGAAGGCGAAGGCGAAGACGAGGCCGCCGCAGGCGGCGGAGGAGGGAGAGGGUUCAGAUCAGGUGACGGCGGCGAAGGUGGCGGAGUCGUGGGUGACGGUGGAGAGCGUGACAGGCACGUGCAUGGGGGAGGGAGGGGGAGGGUUAGGGUGUACGGAUGCGGAGAGGGUGAAGGUUCUAGAAGCGGACACGUGUCCGGGGUUUGUGUGCGACGAAAGUUUCAGGGUGCGGUGGGUGAAUGACGCGUACAAGAGGAUGGUGGCGAGCGAGGAUAUCGUGGUGUGGUUGACGCUGAAGGAUAGUGCCAGCGCUGCGUGGCUGCGCUAUUCUCACCCCGCGUUCACCUGCGGAGUGAGACUGCAGUACACGUGGCGCAACGAGAAGUGCACCAAGAUGGUUCCGUGCGACGUUUGGAGAUUGGACUGUGGCGGGUUUGCAUGGAGGCUAGACGUGAAAGCUGCGCUCAGUUUGGGUCUCUGA
This is a messenger RNA of Cajanus cajan (pigeon pea), 915 nucleotides long. RefSeq lists its product as uncharacterized. The record is from RefSeq and is a predicted model, not a curated record. NCBI's taxonomy places the organism in Eukaryota, Viridiplantae, Streptophyta, Magnoliopsida, Fabales, Fabaceae.